Molecule: messenger RNA, 2258 nt
Organism: Thunnus maccoyii (southern bluefin tuna)
Lineage: Eukaryota; Metazoa; Chordata; Actinopteri; Scombriformes; Scombridae
Gene: znf410
Product: zinc finger protein 410
Exons: 12
Coding region: 219-1568 (449 amino acids)
Biological process (GO): regulation of transcription by RNA polymerase II
Cellular component (GO): transcription regulator complex; PcG protein complex
Molecular function (GO): DNA-binding transcription factor activity, RNA polymerase II-specific; RNA polymerase II cis-regulatory region sequence-specific DNA binding
Source: RefSeq, a predicted model, not a curated record
CUUUACUUGUUCCUGCAGAGACUCCGUAGAGCAAACCUGCUGCUGCUCUGUUUUGAGACAAUUAUCCAGCUGCUCUCACGCUGUAGCGCAAUUACACAACGAGUUGCGAGAGCCUCGGCGAUGGUUUUGACUCAAAGAUGACCGGCAACUCAAGCUUAUGACCGACUGAGAAUCUCACAUUUAGCAGGUCACAUUUGAGCUUCCACACAGGGUGACUCAUGCUUUCUGAUGAGCUUGACUCCAAACCAGAGCUGCUGGUGCAGUUUGUGCAGAACGCAUCCAUCCCGCUGGUGCAGGGAUUGGAGGACUCCGAGUCCAAACACUCCUCCUGCCUGCCUCUGCUGGCUGCAGCUGACAGCUCCCUGUGCAGCCAGCUGGAGCUCACAGACGGAGGCCUGAGCCAUGAGCCUGAGAGUUCUCCCUCCCUGUCGGAGUUUGGGGGGGUGUCACAGCGAAGCCCUUUAGUGGUGCAGACACACAAUCACCCUCGGGCCUCACCCAGCCCCCCACCCAUCCUCCAUGACCUGCAACAGUCAGACAGCACUUCCUACGUCCUGCUGAACCUCGCAAAGGGCAUUACAGCCUCCUCAGAGUCCCUGAUCUUCGCCGCAGAUGGCGCUGGGGAGGAUGACGAUGAAGGGGUCUCAUCGGGGGACUACGGGAUAGAUGGCAGUGCUCCCUGGUAUCUGCGGGUGCAGGAGCUGGCACAUGACAGCCUGAUUGCUGCCACACGGGCACAGCUUGCUAGAGAUGCCAAGGCCAGCCUGGAUGCUAGAACUGCAAGUGUCAGUAACGGCGACCACACACACAGCUUGCCGUCAGACGGGGAGAAGCGGGAGCUGCCGUCGCGGACCAGCCGCCCCGUCUCUAAGCAGAUCCUCCGCUGCUCGUUUGAAGGUUGCUGCAGGACGUUCACCUGGCCAGCUCAUCUCAAAUACCAUCUCAAAACUCACAGGAACGACCGAAUGUUCAGGUGCGGCGCCGAAGGCUGCGGGAAGAGCUUCUACGUGCUGCAGAGGCUGCAGGUUCACAUGAGAACUCACAACGGCGAGAAGCCCUUCAUCUGCAAGGAGAAGAACUGUGGCAAGAAGUUCACCACCGCCGGAAACUUGAAGAACCACAGACGCAUACACACAGGAGAGAAGCCUUUCCUAUGUGAAGCAGAUGGUUGUGGGCGAUCCUUCGCAGAGUAUUCCAGUCUACGGAAACAUAUGCUCGUACAUUCUGGUGAGAAGCCUCAUCACUGCGGGAUCUGUGGGAAGACUUUCUCUCAGUCCGGCAGCAGGAACGUCCACAUGAGGAAGAGACACGGAGAGGAGGGGCUCAGCAAUGAAAGCAGAGAAACAGGUGAGGCUCUGACACAAAGCAGCCUGCUGGAGGCAGACGGCGAGAACGGAGACAGUAUGGUCACCAUGACAACAACGGUGGAACCCAUGAAUCUUCAUCAUGCUAUGCUGAGAUCACCAGGCUCUGCAGACUCGGUGGUAGUUCUCUCUCAGCCACAUGAACUGGUGACCAUGACGACCGAUGGCCAUACAUAUGGAGAAGAUGUGGUGGCGCUGCUCUAGUCUGCCAUCAUGAAGUCUGUCACACACUGCCAAUUUCAGCAGCAUCAGACUGACAGUCAGUGGACUAAACCGACACAUCCAUCUGUAAAUAGAUUAAUCACCGACUUUGACCCCUGUAGAUAUUUGUAAUUAGCAGCCAACGAUGGUUUUAUUUUGACAAGUGUGAAAUGGCAAAGUUUGUACAAACAACUUUUUUCCUCAAGUUUUUGAAAACAAAUACUCCCAAAGAAAUAACUGAGACGGGUUUAAAAGUUUAUGAAAAUAAUGUCCAUUUAUUAUGUGCAUUAUCAUUGUAAACAGACGUCUGUGGUUGAUAUUCAGUGAUAUUCUCUCUGGAAAAUGAAUGCCACUUAUUUUUAUCCAAAACUUCGAUGGCUCUUAUGAUCAACUGUCAAAAUGUACCAGACACAUGUAUACCCCCUUUAUAACAUUACUAAAAACACAGCAUGGAAAACUGCUAAAGCACAGUAUAUCCCAUUGCUGCAUGUAAACACUGGUCAUUCCCAGCUGAGGCCACUUUGUUUAUCAGCCUGAGUAAAACACAAAAACAUCCAUCUCAAACAAAUAGUGCAUCCAGUAACGCCCAAAACUGCAUUAAGGAUCAGUGUGUAAGGUUUAGUGGCAUCUAGUGGACUGGACUUGGCAUAAAUCAAAUAUAAUAUUCAUAAGUAUGUUUUAAUUAAUGUAUAA